Heterobasidion irregulare TC 32-1 is the source of this 303-nucleotide messenger RNA. RefSeq lists its product as uncharacterized. The transcript has a single exon. Lineage: Eukaryota; Fungi; Basidiomycota; Agaricomycetes; Russulales; Bondarzewiaceae. The record is from RefSeq and is a predicted model, not a curated record. The annotation marks the transcript as partial.
UGGAGAGAGCUGAAGGCCAGUGAAAACCUUGUGUGGAACAGCUUUCCGUGGCCAGUCUUCAAGCGACCUUCGGAACCAGAGGACAUCACGACCAUUAGCGUCAGCGCAUACGUCUUGUCACGGCAUUCGCCCUCCGAGAAGAGCUCAAAGGAUCGCAUUAAGGACCACAUCAAGAGGUGGCAUCCAGACAGAUUUGAGACGAAGGUGCUUCCCAAAGUCGUGGAGGAGGAGAGAGAGAAAGUCAAGGAGGGUGCAGGGGUCGUUGUGCGUUGUUUGAACGAACUGUUGAACCGGGAUUACGAC